AUGGGUGGAAAUCCCCCAAUAACCAUUAUGACAGACCAAGCUCCAUCCAUUGCUGCUGGGAUAAGGAAUGUUUUUCCAGAUGCUAGACAUAGAUUAUGUACGUGGCAUAUUGGGGAGAAUUCAAAGAAGCAUAUUGGGCAGUAUAGAGCUUUAGAUGGUUUUUCUGACAUAUUCAAUUAUCUUCUGAAGUAUUGUGAAACUGCUGCUGAGUUUGAAUAUCAUUGGCCAAGAAUGUUGACUCACUAUAAAUGCGUUGAAAAUCCAUGGUUGAAGAAUUUAUAUACAAUUAGAGAGAUGUGGUGUCCUGCUUAUUCUAAGAAUUAUUGGUCUGGUGGUGUGUUAUCAUCACAGCGUUGUGAAACUACCAACAAGUCAGUUUCCCAUCGACUUGAUAAGACACAAGGGUUAUGUGAUUUUUAUCAUGUUUUUUUGGAUGUUAUUUCUUAUUGGAGGAGCAAAGAGAAUGGUCAUGACUACAGAAAUUGGAAAGGUAGACCAGAAGUUGCAGCUGCAAAUUGCGGAAUUCUUCUUCAUGCGAGAAAGAUUUACACUAUAGAAGCAUAUGUUUUGUUUGAAGAACAAUUUCUUAAAGGGAUGGCAUGUUCUCAAGAAGAAAUACGUGGAAACACAGCUAUAGAGAAAAAUUAUUAUGUGUGGAGGCCUAAAAAAGACUUGAUUAAACAUGAAGUUCGGUUUAACCAAGAGACUUUUGCAGUGGAUUGUACUUGUCAGUACUUUACUGAAAUGGGUUUUUUAUGUUCUCAUGCGCUUCGUGUUUAUCAUGUGCAUUGUGUCCCAGAGAUUCCCAAUCUUUAUAUAUUGAAGAGGUGGACAAAAGCGGCUAUGUGCAGUCAUUUGGUUGAAGAUGAUGGUGAAAAGUCUAAUAUAGUUGCGGCUUCUGUUUGGAGGGCACAGACCCUUAGGAAUUUUGUUAAGCUUGUUAUGUCUAGUCAAGAUUCUCUUCAAGCUAGGACUGAGAAUUUAAGGAAAAAAGGUGAGAGGAAUGACAGAUUGAAGGGUACAGUUGAAAAAAUCUACAAUAAAGCUAAAGGGAAUUGGAGGAGGAGGAAAGCAAAAUUUACAGAUGCAACAAGGUUUAAGGCUCAAUCUGCAGUCAUGGAGUUGGAUGAAGUUGGUGCUCCUGUGAUUUUUUCUAAUUCUCUUAAUGACUCAUCUGAUCUAGUUGUUGAUGCUUCUUUUCCGAAGCCACCUCCAAAAUAUUUUAGAAGAGGUGCUGCUGUUGAUAAAAAUGUGGAAUCAUCGGACAAGGAAAACAAUUCAACAAAUGAAACAUCAAAUGAUUCAUAUGUUCAUGGAAGUACUAAAACCGAUGCAUGUACAAAAGUUAAAGCACCAUUGGCUACUAAAGCACCACCGGCUACUAAAGCACCAUCGGCUACUAAAGCACCAUCGGUUAAUAAAGCACCAUCGGCUACUAAAGCACCAUCGGUUAAUAAAGCACCAUUGGCUACUAAAGGAACAUCAGCCACUAAAGCAAAAAAGGAUCAGCAGAGAUUUGAGUAUAAUAUCUAG
This is a messenger RNA of Spinacia oleracea (spinach), 1533 nucleotides long. RefSeq names its product protein FAR1-RELATED SEQUENCE 5-like. NCBI's taxonomy places the organism in Eukaryota, Viridiplantae, Streptophyta, Magnoliopsida, Caryophyllales, Amaranthaceae. Gene Ontology annotation, molecular function: zinc ion binding. The transcript is spliced from 6 exons. The coding region runs from base 1 to 1533 and encodes 510 amino acids. The record is from RefSeq and is a predicted model, not a curated record.